CUAUUCGUAUUUCCUGUGAGCAUAGAAUGCUACUCGAGAUGUUUUUGGUAAUAUGAAUCAUUUACAAUGGUUAGAUAUUUCUCAUAAUCUUAUACAUGAACUGGAUUUUGAUGCUUUUAAAAAUACUAGAGAUUUACAGCUUAUUUAUUUGUCCUACAACUAUUUGACCGAUAUACCUCAAGAAGUUUUCAAAAGUGUUAAAGCUCUAAGAGUUGCCGACUUUUCUCAUAAUCAUUUGAGAGGUCUACCCGAUAAUUUGUUUUAUAAUGGUGGCAUGGAAAAAUUGGAUGUCUCACAUAACAUGUUACUUAAGAUACCAUCAUCAUCUUUGUCCAGUUUGGCGGCCUUGACUUUGUGCGAAUUACAUUUAUCUAAUAAUUUCAUUUCAACCAUACAUAGCAUGGAUUUAUCUAAUAAGUUUAGAUCAUUGCGUUAUUUGGAUAUUUCAUACAAUUACCUAUUGCGCAUCGAUGAUGCUGUCUUCGCCACAAUGCCCAAAUUGGCUGUAUUGGAUUUAUCGCAUAAUCGUGAUUUGAAAGUUAUGGAUAAAUCGUUUAUGGGUUUGGAAAAUAGUUUAAUAAAAUUGGGUUUGGAAAAUGUAUCACUGAGUACAGUGCCCGAGAUACGUUUAAAACAUUUACGUGAAUUUCGUUUGGGCUAUAAUGAAUUGCCAUCGAUACCACAGGAGUUGGCACAUAAUAUGUCAAAUUUAAGAAUGUUGGAUUUGUCUAACAAUGAUUUGACCAAUGUGCCACUAAUGACACAGUCGUUGCCGCAUUUAAGAAAACUUAUGUUAUCUGGUAAUCCCAUAACUUCCCUUAACAACAACAGUUUUGAUGGUGUCAAUGAAGAUCUUGAAAUGUUAGACAUUUCCAAUUUCCGUUUACAUUACUUUGAAUACGGUUGCCUAGAUGCCUUGCCACAUUUACGUUCACUCAAGUUAACAGCAUAUUCACAUCUGGAAAACUUUAAUAUACCAUAUCUGCUGCGUCACCAUCAUAAUGUACGUGAAUUAUGGAUUGAGGCACCACAACCGUUUACACGCAUCUUAAAAAAAGGUUCGGGACCCACACAAGAAAUGCAAACCGUACAAAUGGGUAUGCCAACUGAUUUAGCACGAGAAAUGGAGGGUCAUUUGCCGCUAAAACUAACAAAUAUAACAUUUAGUGGACCUCAAUUUUCGAGUUUAAAUGAAAAUAUCCUAAAAGGCAUGCAAUCACCGUAUUUGUACAUACAACUCUUUAAUACUUCAAUAUCGGAAAUACCCAAGAAUUUCUUUAAGAAUAUGGGACGUGUACGUAAUAUAUCGUUGGAUAUACGCUAUAAUAAUCGGAUGUUAAAGAAGAUACCAAAUCCUAAUACGGGUACCGUGCCUUAUUUGCCUAAUAGUGUCUUUUUAACAGAAUUGAAAAUGUCAAAUUCGGAUUUGAAUUGCGAUUGUGAUUUAGGCUGGGUAGAAUUUUGGCAACGCAAACGAAGGCAAUAUAUUUGCUCCUCACAAACCUGGACCGAUACAGUGUUUCGUACAUUUAUGAAUUCACCUUGUCAAAUAUAUGGUCGUUAUAUGUGCGAUGAACAUGAUGACGAUUUACGUGAAACACGUUGUGAUAAUAAAGGUGGACAACAAUUAAUGGAGUCAUUAAAAUUCGAUUUGGAAUGUGGUUGGGAUAAUGCCACCUGCCGUGAAGCCUUCAUAGUACUUAUAUUUUCUCUAGUUGGACUAUUAUCCUGGAUGUGACUGUUGUAUUUCAUUUUUCAAACGUCAUCAGAAUUUUAUAGUAUCUUAGAGAAGGUGUAUGGCGGCGAUCAAUUAGCUUAAGAUUUUAAUAUUAAAAUUAAGAAAGAUUUUUAUUAAAACCGAAUGAAGUAGUGUACUGAUAGUAAGCAGCAAUGUCAAUAGUUUACGACAAAAAAAUUAAAAAGCGUUGUUACUUAUUCAAAAGUAUAAAUGUAGUAUGCAUGUUAGUUGGACCUAUAAAUUAUGUAUCUGAUGUUUGAAAAAUGCCUUCCCCCUGGAUCUAAACGAAUAACUCUGUCUAUGUCUUUUUGCUAUGGAUAUUUUGGGCAUUAGAGAGCCUCGCGUGAAAAACAUUUAAAAUUAUAACCAAAAUUUUUAAAAUUAACUUUAAUCAAUUUAUUCAAAGUUUUAAAUAUUUGGCAAAUGUUACUUUUAUCAUAAAUAAUUUUGUGUUAUAAUUUACAUUUUUUACUGCUCUAUUAAAGUGUAGGAACUCUAAUGCGCGUAUGUAUAUUUGAUAUAUAUUUUUUAAAUAAUAUUAAAUAUACAUGUGUAAUUUUGUAUAUCGAACGAAUAUUUCUCACUAUUUGCUAUAAUUAUAUGUAUACUUAUUAAAUACGUACCCACCACAGUUUGCAAUAAUCACUGUCAUCAACUUUUUAUUAAAACAAACUAUUAAUUCUAUAUUUUUAUAACAAUAUUUAAUUCCUAAUAUAUAAAGUUUAAGUCACUUUUAAGUAGUACGUAUAUCACAAACUAUAUCCUUCCUUAUACAUACACUGAAAAUAAUCCAUGCUCAACUUUAC
Molecule: messenger RNA, 2544 nt
Organism: Lucilia cuprina (Australian sheep blowfly)
Lineage: Eukaryota; Metazoa; Arthropoda; Insecta; Diptera; Calliphoridae
Product: chaoptin
Exons: 8
Coding region: 53-1738 (561 amino acids)
Molecular function (GO): protein binding
Source: RefSeq, a predicted model, not a curated record